CGAGGAUCUGUCAAUUUCUUUUCUAGAUCACGUGACCCUGGCCUCAGUUGGACUGGAUAGAGAUGGAUUUCCACGUCAUCUUACGUCUCAAAAUUUCUGCCUCGCGGAUACCCCUACAACUCGGCUGCACGUAUUACGUUCCGGGGGCUGAUUUUUCCACGUUGCCCUCUUUCCUUUCCCAAAGUCCGUCUUCUCGUCCCGUCACCUACUCCUACUCAUCUAACCUGCCUCAGGUACAGCAUGUCAGGGAGGUUACAUUCCGAGACUAUGCUAUUGACGCGUCCGGUAAAUGGCCUCAUCGGGGUCCACUGGCUCAGUGUUAUCCGUCGGAGGACAUAGUGCACAGGGAGUGUUUACCAGCGGCAACGACAGUUGGUGAAAUGUUCCCCAAGAAUAAUGCAUCUGCGUAUUAUCACUCAUCGAACUCGACCUCCGCGUCCAAUUUCUACGGCAGUGUUGGAAGAAACGGGGUGCUUCCUCAAGCAUUUGACCAGUUUUUUGACACCGCCUACGGGGGCUCGGACAGUGUAGCGAACAGCGACUAUGCAGCAAGGGAUAAAAUGCACUCCAGCAAGCAGCCAACGCCGACGCCCGCACCGGAGCAGGAGUCCGAAGGAAAGGAGCGACAGGAGACCAGUAGUCCCGAAUCUUCUUCCGGAAACAACGAGGAAAAGACUAGCGGUGCGAGCAGUGGACCCAGGGUUCGCAAGAAGAGAUGUCCCUAUACAAAAUUUCAAAUCCGGGAGCUCGAAAGGGAAUUUUUCUUCAGCGUGUACAUCAACAAAGAGAAACGACUUCAGCUCUCACGGAUGCUUAACCUUACCGAUCGCCAAGUAAAAAUUUGGUUCCAGAACCGGCGGAUGAAGGAAAAGAAACUAAAUCGGGACCGGUUACAGUACUACAGUGCCAACCCACUGCUCUAGGGCAAGGGAAUAACGACAGAUACACAUAUACAACAGCUGCAGUAAUGAGAUCACAUACAGACGUUAUACAGCGGUUAACUUCAAGUUCGUGACAAGGCACCAUUCACUUGUAUACAAUUACAGAGAUCAUAUAGGACAUUGAAUUUCACAGUUUAAAUACGGGUUGUUUUGUGCUCGUAAUAGAUAAACGUAUACAAUUUUGUGGCGAACAGCAAUGAUUUAAUGAAGAGCUCGUGAUACACACUGAACAUGGACUAUUCCGCUUGCAUUUGUGAUGGACUACACGCGAAGACUGAGUGCAACUGGCUUAAAUAUUUGGGUCUAAACGAGGAAAGGUUUUUGACAAGCCAUUCGUAUGGCGUGUUAAUUUGUGUGGAGGAAUGUAGUACAGGUUGGCCUAUAUAUAAACUGCUAAAAUGUUAGCGUGACUGAUCCCAGUUUCCGAAUUAUUUAUUUGAUUUGCCACCAAAUAGAAUUUCUUCCAUCGUUGUUAGUGAACGUCUUUAAGCAAUAACACUUUCUUCUACGGCCGUCUCUCGGGAAUGUAAACGACUCAUUACAAGCAACUAUGUACUGAUUAUAUUCUGAUCAUCCAAAGUUUUCACUUGCUGCAAACUCUGUGAACAAAGAAAUAAAACGGAUCGUGAGCUUGACUAAAUGGAGAAUAUGCAAUCUCGAUUAUAAACAUUUCCGGACUCGGAAUUGUAAUCUUCGAAAGUGGACUUUUUCAGGCUUAAGAAAUAACGUUUUCACGAUUACCUUAUUUGCCCAUGUUCUGUUUUGCACCGCUAUGAACAUUGUCCUGGGUUUAAAAUAGGGUUUGGCUGAUUGUAAUUCAGAAAAUAAUCUGUAUGACAUAUAUUUCCUCAAUUAAGUAAUUAAAGGGGUACAACGUAUAUUUGUAGCACACCGUCUUAUUUUCAAAUAUAUCUAUAAUUGUGUGCAUAUACAUUGUGCAUGAGUCUUCACAUGCGCAUUAUGUGCAUUUAUGAAAAGCUUUGUUUUGUUUCGUUUUUCUUCUUUUUCUCAAGAAUUCUCUCGGACCAUGGCAUGAAACAAUAGUUACCUGACAGUUUUACCGUCACAGUGGUUACAGUAUUUGCAGUUAUCAUCUGAAUGUUUAUGGCCGUACUCGUAGUGUUCAUAUAUGACAGCCUAAGAGCAAUAAACUAAAGACAGAAGGAGAGAGAAAGAAAGUAGAAGAGAGGGGGAGAGAAAGACUAAGCUUUAUGGUUGCUUGCCGCGGAGCGACUUGGCCUGGCUGGCGCAUCCUUUGAGGCGCUGAGGAAUAUCCGCCUAAUUACGGGGACAUCCUCCUUGUUGCUUCAGCAACACGACCAUAAAAGCUGUCUGUGUCUGAAGCAUUUGGGCAAUUGCAGUGUGGUGCCAUAAACCGUCUGAGAACCAAGGUUAUUAGCCACGAUUCCAAGGGUACAGAGGCAAAGAGAUUUUGAGGUGCGGCUUUCAGGAGUGCUCGUGUGCUUUCUGUCUGUUGUAUUACUUUCACACUAAAAGUUUUUCAAGACGCGUGUUGUGCUGUUUCCUCUGUUUUAUUUAUUGAUUAUUAUUAUUUUAAUUUAGUUUUUCUCUAUUUACAUAUUGCAUGCAAUGAUAACUCUUCCAUGAGUAGGUUCAAAUGGCUUCCAUUGGGAGGCACUCGUGAGAUCAAUGUCAUGGCCGUGGAUCAUCGACUGAACAGAAGGACAUUUGCAGACUGAAAUAUCUGAACGUCAAAAAUAUUUUGAAUCGUUGU
Molecule: messenger RNA, 2676 nt
Organism: Labeo rohita (rohu)
Lineage: Eukaryota; Metazoa; Chordata; Actinopteri; Cypriniformes; Cyprinidae
Gene: hoxa11a
Product: homeobox A11a
Exons: 3
Coding region: 63-923 (286 amino acids)
Biological process (GO): regulation of transcription by RNA polymerase II; anatomical structure development
Cellular component (GO): nucleus
Molecular function (GO): RNA polymerase II cis-regulatory region sequence-specific DNA binding; DNA-binding transcription factor activity, RNA polymerase II-specific
Source: RefSeq, a predicted model, not a curated record